Messenger RNA from Silurus meridionalis, 2360 nucleotides. RefSeq names its product coiled-coil domain containing 62 (gene ccdc62). Lineage: Eukaryota; Metazoa; Chordata; Actinopteri; Siluriformes; Siluridae. The record is from RefSeq and is a predicted model, not a curated record. The transcript is spliced from 12 exons. Bases 728 to 2206 code for a protein of 492 amino acids.
GCGCAGACGCGAAACAAGGCAACGUUGGCUGUCAACAGAAAUGCCUGACACGGUGUUUGAAUAUGUAAUAACUUAAUAUUCUUAAUCAAAAUAAAUGCUAGGAUCAAAUCUAAAAUAUAUAUUUUAAAAAGGAGGAAAAGAAGUUAUAAACUCUAAAUACGCUUAAAAUGUUUUUAUUAGUUAUAUUUUAGAACAGGCAAUAUUUAGGUUGACCACAAGAUGUUCUGGUCGAAACGAUGAAUUUCAAAAGUUUUAAUAAAAUGCCGUUUGCGUAGUAAAAGAGCGAGUUAACGUUUUUUAACAGAGAAACACGUGUAAUAUAAUUGUUCCUGAUUUUAAUAUCAAUAUAUGACGUAUAUAAUGAGCUUUUACACCGACUAUAUAAACUGUAACUCAUAAAAAAUAGAACAGACAACAAAUAGGGUUUAUUAUCAAGAGUCGCUGCUGCAGGUCUGAAUUGGGUUUCAAUUUUCGAGAGAAAGUUAUGAACGUUUAUAACCGUUAGUUUGGUUCUGUUGAGACUGAAAAUCUGUAGCUUGGUGUUAAAGUCUUAAAGAUUUUAUUAAACCUGAAAUGAGCAGAAUUUCAGACCAUUGAGAGUGUGUGUGUGUGUGUGAGAGAGAGAGAGAGAGAGAGAGACUGAGACUGAACAUGUCAAUGACGAGAGCUGUUAGUGAAAUGAAUGAAUGACAGGAGCUGAUAAUGUGCAAGUCCACAAUUCCAGUUUAUGAAGACGACAUGGAUGAAGAGAGAGAAAAAAGACGAUUAUAAGCCUAAAGGAUGUGGGAGCACAAAUGGUAAAGGCAGCAUGGAAAGACGAACUCCAAAGAGCACCUAUAACAUCUCUGCCAAUUAUCAGUCACCUCCCUCAGCUAUGCAGGGGUCUCAGACUCAAGCAAGUGAUCUGGAGAUCACAACCAUCCAGAAACAGCGGAUAGAGCUACAGCUCCUCGUAGCAGAACUGAAGGAUCGUGAUCGGGAGCUCAACAGCAUGGCUGCAGCUCAUCACAGACAACUGCAGGCAUGGGAGCAGGAUCGACACAGAGUACUGACUCUGGAGCAGAGGUGUGCACGCCUUGAAGAUGAGCUGAAGAAGCGCAAUCAGGUUAUCAGAGCCAUUAGCAAACGUUUGAAGGAGGCGGAGAUGCGUGAGCAGGACAGCCGCACAGAGCUAAGCAGCAUCCACAAGCAGAUGCAGGAGCUUAGCCAGAGACAAGAGCAUAGCAGCCAACACCACCAAGACCUGGAGGAGAAGAAUCGGAGUCUGAACUCGAGCAUCAUGACUCUCUCAUCCCAGCUUGGCCAAGUUCAGGUUCAUGAGGAAGAGCUGAGCUCCAUACUCAAACUGAAGGACAAAGAUUUGACAGAAGCCACAAAUCGCAUAUUAGAUCUGACUGAUCGUCUACAAGAUUCUGAGUCAUUGCUAAAGAAGUUCCAGUCUCGUGAGAGCAAAAUGUUACAGGAAACAGAGGAGUACAAGCGGCGCUUCAGAGAGGCCAAACAUCAAAAUGCCCAAUUAAAUGGUGAGCUUCAAGAAAAGACUCUAGAGAACAACACACAACGAGAGGAGCUUAUUCGGUUUAGACAAGAGAACCAGCUGCUAAGGAAAGAACUAGCACUCGCAGAUGAGGGCGAAAGUUGGAAGGAAGAGUUACUUGCGCUCGCCCGAUCCAAACAAGAGCGCACAGAAUCGGAGCUUAUCUGCCUGCGCCAGGUGUGUGAGCACCAGCAGAAUGACCUACAGCUCUUGAAACUCAACCUAGAGACGACCAAAGAGGCAUUAAUGCAGUACGAAAGCCAAAGAUCACCUGCAAGUCCUGAGGAUGUGACUUGGAUGUAUAUGGACCAUUCUACACCAUCACCACGGAGGAGGACAACGAGUCCUACACUUGUAGAAGAGACAACACUAAACAAACAGCAGCAGGAGGCAUUCACCUCUUCCACAUCUCGCUUGCAGCGCUUGCUGGCUGAGUCACAGUUAAUGGUGGCAAGUUUGGAACUCUCAUCUGGAAAACCUCAAAGCUAUUUCCAAGGACCUCCAAGUCCUGUCCUGGCUUCCACUUCACAUAGUAACUCUGUCUGCAGCCUCAAUGAUGGCCAGAAUAAUGCAGAGGGUCACGACCAGUUCCAGUCCCCCAGUAAUAGCCAUAAUGAAAGACAAUCAAGAAAGGAUGGUUCUCAAUUGCAUAGCAUUGGCACUUCAUAGAAAACCAAGCAAUAUGAUCAAAAACGCUUUGAAUAGAUGACUUGGGACUUUGACGAUGGACCCACAUGGACAUCUAUAAUAGUGCUUUCUUUGGACAUAGCCGUUUCUUCAAACUGCCAGUGCCAAUGGAAUACAAAUAAAUAGAUUUAAGUCA